AUGACCGGACAUGUUCAAGGACGUCACGCCGCUCAUCGAAGCGGCGGCCUCAAGAAGCUGCUCAUUGAUUUGCACGCGUUCCAGCUUCGCCUGAAAGGCUGGGGUGAGGAUGUGAUCUUCGUUUGUGGACCAUUGAUCACGGACAACUUCAGUUAUUCGAUCUAUGACGAGCUCACCGCGUACAUAGACGGCACGUACAGCAGCUUUGACCCAUCGCUAGACCCUCGGCACUUCAUAACCGGCGAGCAGAAAUUCAAAGACGACCGUGUUCUAGCGGUGCCAUUAAUCUCCGACUUGCUCACCACCUCGAUCGGCGGCGCGAUGCAUCUACUCAAGGCACUAGAGAAGGAAGGGAUGCUCAGCAUCGAGGAGGAGGACAAUGGUGGCAUCGAUCCAGCGACAGCAGCGAAGUUCAAGGAGGCACUGACAUGGGUUGGCAUGGAUAUUGCUCGCAUGAUCCUCGGCAAUGAGAGCUUUUUCGCUAACGGCAAACCGCCUGCUAGCCCAGCAGAGUACCUGAAGCUGUUGUUUCAACAGGUGGGCGGGGCGCUAGCUGUCGAUUCCACUAAACGGUAUCAGCAAAGUGGUCGAACACGCAAAGAGCAGAAAAGCCGUCUGCAGGCCGAGCACGACACCGGUGCAAGACGACUGAAACCCCGGGCACCUGUACAGACCAUGUUCAAGAGGAGGUAUGCGCAUCAGGCGGAGGAGCAGAUAGACUUGUAUGUGUUGCAGGAGACAGUCCAUCUCGGAAUGACCAGUCGAAAGCUGGGCAACGAUGGUUCCGGCCACGCAAGGAAAGGGUUCAUGCUGGCAAGGAUCAAAGAUGAGGCACGGGUAUGGAGGAUCAGGCAACAAGCUGCGAUGGCGUGCACACCACAACGACAGGCACCUGUGAUUGACCCGGCCGAUGUUCUCGGCCAAGCCUCAACUUGA
Messenger RNA from Microdochium trichocladiopsis, 936 nucleotides. RefSeq lists its product as uncharacterized. The coding region runs from base 1 to 936 and encodes 311 amino acids. The record is from RefSeq and is a predicted model, not a curated record. Lineage: Eukaryota; Fungi; Ascomycota; Sordariomycetes; Xylariales; Microdochiaceae. The transcript has 3 exons.